UUAUCAUAUUUCCUCCCCAAAAAAACCCCUAAUCCCUCCUUCUCUUUUGAUCCUUUCAGAAAUUUAUCAUAUCCCACCCGGCCACCCGGAUUAAUUAAGAAAAUCAUGAACCCCAAGAACGAAUUAUAGAAGUUGAAGAAAAUAAGAAUCUAAGAUUAACUUACUAGAGAUUCUGCUUGGGGGGAAAGGUGGAUAAGUAUUGCCGGUACCGCCCCGGCAAUAUAUAAGGCGGCUCCUUUAUAGGAGGGCAUUGGCAUCAAAUUGCUGUUUGCAUCAGGUGAUUUUUAGCUUUAUUCUAGGCAUGGACCCUAAACAUGGAAGUGGAACCUGUAACCAUUCUCGAACAGAUACAGUGGUUACUGAAAAUGAAACUGAGGCCAGUUCACCAAUAAUAUUUCUCCUGGAUUCUAAAAAUGAGAGUGAAAGCAGAACAAGUUCAGAUGCCAUCUUAAAUGAAAGUACUUCAGGAUCAAGUAAAAGUUCAGAACUUUCCCGUUCCAUAUUUUCAUCCUCAUCUGGUUCUUCCUCGGAUGAUUUCAUCUUAGUGAAUCCAAAUAUAGCAUCCAACUCUAUCACAUUAGAUAUACCAUCUUCUAAAUAUUCUAGGGAUGCCAAACCUUUAUCCCAAGAUGACUACAAUGGUUCGAAUGGUAUGUUCCAUAAUUUGGAACUGAAUAGAUCAACAAGCCCCGCCACGCAGAUUUCAGACAUCUCUGAUGAACCUUUAUUGCCAAACAUACUGUCAAUUACAAAAUCUCCUUCUAUCCAAAUGAUGGAGAGGCAAGGAGGUUAUGAUCCCAACAGAGUUCCAUCUUCUAUUUUUGGAAGUAUAUCCUCAACACCUAAGGAAUGGAGUGCUGCCUCUGAUGAGUCAUUGUUUAGUAUCAACGCCAGUCUUUCGAGGGAUCAUAUUCUAUUGAUGGGUGGAGAUAUCUGGAAAUCAGGGGAACUGCAUAAAUCUGGGGAACUAAAAAACAAGUGUAUAGAAUUAGACAGAUCUGAAGAUACGGAAAGGGGUGUGGUAACUGGAAACAACCAUAUUGAAGCAGGAAGUCAACAUGAACCAAUUAAGAAAGAACUCCAUUUUGAAGAGGAAAUAAAAGUAGGACGGAGAGCAGAAUAUUCAACUACCACUGGCCAUUCCAAAGGAAAUGAAGGGUUUAGAGACUCCUACAGCACAAUUCACCAUUCUGACGGGAGUGGUACGUCUUUAGCUUUUCCAGUAAGUGGGAAGUCCACAGAACCUUUCUGCCAUAUUAUUUGUUACACAAGAAAGAAGUCCAUAUGGCCAUUGUGCUUCUACUCCUAUUGUAGCUGCGGGUUUUGCUGCUCUAGGUGGCCAAGCUGUUGUUGUAAGUGCUCAGGUUGCUUAUCUUGUAAGUGGUCAAGCUGGAUAUGUUGCUCUUGUAAGUGGUUAAGUUGGUCUGGUUGCUGCCAUAAGUGGCCAAGCAGACAGGACUGCUGCUGCAAAUGAUCAAAGCUGCUACUUUUAGCGUCCAACGUAGCCCAGAAGACGCAGAUCUAAGAUCCUGGAUUAAUUCAUCUCUGUGCCAGAUGCACGUCAUGUGUUCUAUGUCGCCAAGCUGCUGCUGCUGCAAGUGUCCAACCUAACCUAGACGCUGCUCUACGUACUGCCCAUCCUGGCAAAGCUAUGCAUGGAUGCCACUGUUUCUGAGCAUUUGGCUGCUAGGGUAGCUGUAAAUGGAAAGAACAUUGUCGUUCAAAACGUUUUCUGACAGUAGUUAUAAGGUAUCCUCUAAUCAUGAGAGGAUUCAUAUCGGCAAUCCAGCCAAAACGUGGAGCUUCAUGAUAUAUAGCUGAUCAAUGAACAUCGUCCAAUUUCUUGAUCUUUCUAGUGUACAUAUUAGUAGGUGACUGAGUUUAGACAUCAUGUUUUGCCUCACAAGAUUAGGUCCACUGUGCAUUCAUUUCUUUCCUCUAUUAAGUUAAGAGAAGAAGAAGUGGGCACUGACUUGCCCCCAAUUGCCUAGCUGUUUCCUACAAGAUUAGUUGUGGAGUCUUGUAGUUAGCAACUACACUCUUUAGCCUAAAAGGUUUCAGUCAACUUUUUCUUGGUGUAGAGAAAGGUCUCAAGUCACUCCUUUUUUUAAGUGAACAAUGUAAUUUGUAAAUUCAUUUCAUUCAAGAGUUUCAUAACUUUCUUCUUUUACUA
Messenger RNA from Nicotiana tabacum (common tobacco), 2173 nucleotides. The record is from RefSeq and is a predicted model, not a curated record. Lineage: Eukaryota; Viridiplantae; Streptophyta; Magnoliopsida; Solanales; Solanaceae.